Molecule: messenger RNA, 1332 nt
Organism: Wyeomyia smithii (pitcher-plant mosquito)
Lineage: Eukaryota; Metazoa; Arthropoda; Insecta; Diptera; Culicidae
Exons: 1
Coding region: 1-1332 (443 amino acids)
Biological process (GO): DNA integration
Molecular function (GO): nucleic acid binding
Source: RefSeq, a predicted model, not a curated record
AUGGACAGUCCCUGGUUUCAAGGCCCGGCCUUUCUCUACGAGCUCGAAGAGGGCUGGCCCAAGCAGCGAACGAUUGUCUCAACCGAGCAAGAGCUUCGUCCGUCCCAUUUUCAUGCCGCACACUUCUCUUCGGAUAUGGCAUUCAACCGAUUUAAUCGAUGGACCAAGAUGCAGCGUGUAGCUGCAUAUGUUCUUCGCGGGUUGCACAACUUCCCCAAGCGCCGAUCGAGGGAAAACCUGCAACUCGGAAACCUAACAAGCGACGAACUUCGACGAGCAGAAGAAAUCCUCCUGAAAACGGCACAAAGCGAUUUCUACGUGGAGGAAAUUGCAGUUUUGGCUAAGACUCAAGGUCCACCCGAGCAGCGUCAUGCAAUCGUGGACAAAUCCAGCUCUUUCUACAAGCGGUGGCCAUACCUGGACGAGAGCGGAGUUCUGCGAAGUCGGGGACGAAUUGGCGCGGCACCAUACGUACCGGCCGAAGCUAAGUUCCCAAUCAUCCUCCCCAAACAAUACCUAAUCACCUUCCUUAUUGUAGACUGGUACCACCGCCGUUUCCGUCAUGCCAACCGAGAAACCAUUUUCAACGAAAUUCGCCAACGGUUCGAGAUUUCAAACCUGAGACGACUACUGGAGAAAGUUCAGAAAGCGUGCGCUUUCUGUCGCGUAGCGAAGGCGAUGCCAACACCACCACCAAUGGCUCCGCACCCUGAGAUGCGCUUGACGGCUUUCGUUCAGCCCUUCACGUUUACCGGAUUAGACUAUUUCGGGCCGAUACUGGCGAAGGUGGGUAGGGGCAACGUGAAGCGCUGGGUGGCACUAUUCACGUGCCUCACGACUAGAGCAAUACACAUGGAGGUGGUACACUCGUUAAGCACGGAGUCCUGUAUCAUGGCAGUACAACGUUUUGUGGCACGCAGAGGCAUCCCAAGGGAAUUCUGGACCGAUAAUGCUACCUGCUUCCAAGGCACCAGCAACGAGAUGAGGGCGCUAAAAGAAGCUAGAGACAAGGCUUUAUCCACAAAGUUCACGACCUCCCAAACUACCUGGAAGUUUAUACCCCCAGCGGCACCACACAUGGGCGGUGCGUGGGAGAGAUUAGUUCGGUCGGUCAAGGUAGCGAUUGGAGCGGUUAUGGAUGGCCCACGGAAACCCGAUGACGAGACACUGGAGACGAUUCUCGUAAAGCUGGACAGUCGUUCAACACUCCAAAGCAGUUGGAAGUUGGCCAGGUACAUCACCGUUCAGGCGCAGGUGGCUAAAGGAGUACCUCCCCGUAAUCACACGAAGAUGCAAAUGGUUCAAGGACGUGAAAGAUCUGGAGGUAGGUGA